Messenger RNA from Kluyveromyces marxianus DMKU3-1042, 546 nucleotides. RefSeq names its product telomerase subunit EST3 (gene EST3). The coding region runs from base 1 to 546 and encodes 181 amino acids. The transcript has a single exon. NCBI's taxonomy places the organism in Eukaryota, Fungi, Ascomycota, Saccharomycetes, Saccharomycetales, Saccharomycetaceae. The record is from RefSeq and is a predicted model, not a curated record. Gene Ontology annotation, cellular component: telomerase holoenzyme complex; chromosome, telomeric region. Gene Ontology annotation, molecular function: telomeric repeat DNA binding. Gene Ontology annotation, biological process: telomere maintenance via telomerase.
AUGCCCAAUGUCGUCCUCUCGUCAAAACUAAGACCCUAUGAUUCCAUCUUCUUGCAAGAAUGGAUUCAUUCCGCAGUACAGCGUCACUACAUAAGAAACAAAUCCAAAAGGUUCUGGCACCCAGAACAAAACCUCGUCGCACCCUUGCCUCAAACUCAAGAACACUCCUUUUUCCACGCAGCCUUCCACCCUGGAUCAUACACCUUUGUAAGAAUCGUAAAAUUCCAUAAAGUCCACAAUUACACAGUCUACGCAACAAUCAGAGAUGCCUCGCAUAUGAUCCUGUGCUUUUUCACAUCGCAGUGUGUGCUCGACUAUGAGAUGCACAACAAUGACCGAAUCACUCUAAAUACCAUAAAUACCUUGUUUGUCGUGGGCCAAGUGACACUGGAGUUCUGGAACCAAGCUGAGGUGCAGCGACAUUACGGUUUAAGCUUCCCAAACAUGCCAAUGGUGCCGAUAUUAAAGAUCGAACAAGCACAGAUAUUUGACAGGGACCAAAUUGGAUCUACGAAACCAUUCAAUUGGGUGUAUUACGCUUUUUAG